Messenger RNA from Oryctolagus cuniculus (rabbit), 3683 nucleotides. Lineage: Eukaryota; Metazoa; Chordata; Mammalia; Lagomorpha; Leporidae. The record is from RefSeq and is a predicted model, not a curated record.
CCAGGGCGGGGGCUAGCCGGAGGCGUCCUCUCCUCCGCUCCACUUUUGCAGGACACAAAGAGGCCUCUGUCCUCACGGCAGUCGGCAAAGAGGGCAUCGGGGCGGUGACGCCUCUGGGUUCCUAGGUUUUGUAUGCAAGGGAAGCGGGCUAUGUAUGGUUCAGGAGUUGUCCACCGCGACCAGUCUCGGCAAAGCAACCCUCAGAGUCCGCAGGCGUUACUGCAGAGACCGCUUGCUCCGCUUCUAGCGGUGUAACCUUCGGGCACCCCCUCACAGCACGCGGGGGACUGCAGCACAGGGCCCUUUAAGGGGUGGGGUCAGGGAGUCCCUAGGCCCGCCCUCGCUGACACGGCUCGGACUGGCUCGCGCCUCGCCCAACCGCUUUCCCUUUUCCUUCCCGUCUCUUUCGUGGUGACCCCGGAGGUGGAAGUAGGAGCAGGUCGGCUGUCGCGGCGGGGACGGAAGGCGGAAGCGGAGCGUGAGCGGGAGGCGGAGCCGGGGGAGCUGCGCUCGUAGCUCCCCCUGGCCCCAGGCCCAGCUGCUCGCGGGGGAGGAGUUACCGCCGCUCUUCGGUACGUUUCCGUCGCCGCUUCUACCCAGCCCGUGAGUUACCUGGAGGCCUUUCUCCGCGGCAAUCCUGGGCUCCGCCUCCACGUUUUCCUCUAAGGGCCGCACGAUCCCCACCCUUUUCUGGCAGCCUGCGGCCCCUCUUUUCGGCCGUCUUUCCCUUUUCCCUAAGAGUGACCCUCGCCCCGGACCACACCCUUUGAGGCUUCAGAACUUACCGUGAUGGCUGUGACUUAAAACCCUCAGGAAGCCCCGGGGUCAUGGCCCAGAAGCACCCCGGAGAAGGAGGCUUGUGCGGAGCCCACUACAGCAGUGGUGCCUCCCUCAGGACCUUAGGACCCUCCGUGGGCCCUGAAAUACUUUCUUUCUCAGGACUCAGGGACUCAACAGGGACUGCUUCUAAUGGUACCCGCUGCCUCCCAGAACACUCUGGUCCUAAGUACACCCAGACCCCAAACCCAGCUCACUGGUCGGAUCCAAGCCAUGGCCCCCCGAGGGGUCCAGGACCACCUAGGGAUGGAAAAGACCCUGAUCAGAGUGAGGCGUCCUCAGAGGACUCCGGAGUUGACCAGGACCUCUCAAGAGAGAAUGAGGCUGGGUACCAGGAGGAGGGGACCCCUGCUUUUUUUUCCAUUCCAUCUGCUUGCAACUGCCAGGGGAGCCCUGGGGUCCCAGAAGGGCCUUACUCUGAGGGGGCAGACGGCUCUUCGAGCAACUUUUGCCACCAUUGUACCUCUCCAGCCUUGGGGAAAGAAGAGUUGGAAGAAGAAUAUGAUGAUGAGGAACCCCUUAAGUUCCCCAGUGAUCUUUCACGUGUGUCCGGUGGAAAGAAAGCUCCAUCCCGGAGACAGAGGCACCGCCUCCCAACCAAGGAGGAUACCCGGGAGGGUGGACGCAGAGAUCCCAGGUCCCCAGGUCGACAUCGCUUGAGCCGCAAACGGAGUCAGGCUGAGAAGCGCAGAGGCCUGGGACUGUGGGGAGCAGAGGAACUGUGUCAGCUCGGACACGCAGGCUUCCGGUGGCUCAUUGAACUGCUGGCACUGGUGGGAGAGUACGUGGAAACCUGUGGUCAUCUCAUCUAUGCAUGCAGGCAGCUGAAAGGCAGUGAUCUGGACCUUUUUAGGGUGUGGGUGGGAGUCUGGGCAGGACGGCUUGGAGGCUGGGCCCAGGUGAUGACCCAGUCUCUAAACCACACCUUGUACGUCGGGGCAGGACUGCUCACCCGCUUUCUUAGGCUACUGGGUGCUUUGCUGCUUCUGGCUCUGGCCCUCUUUUUGGGCUGUCUCCAGUUGGGGUGGCGAUUUCUGGUGGGAUUGGGCGACCAGUUAGGCUGGAGGGAUAAGGCCACCUGGCUCUUCUCUUGGCUGGACUCUCCGACCUUCCAGCGUUGCUUGUCUUGGCUCAGAGACAGCAGGCCAUGGCAGCAGCUUGUAAGAAUAGUUCAGCGGGGUUGGCUGGAGUUGCCUUGGGUCAAGCAGAGGACUAAUAGACAGGGGAAUGCACCUGUAGCUGGUGGGCGGAACUGUCAACCUGAAGAGGAAGUGGCUCGACUCUUGACCAUGGCUGGGGUUCCUGAGGCUGAGCUAAACCCUUUCCUUGUGUUGGGGGUUGAAGCCACAGCAUCAGACGUUGAACUGAAGAAGGCCUAUCGGCAGCUGGCAGUGAUGGUUCACCCUGACAAAAAUCAUCAUCCUCGGGCUGAGGAGGCCUUCAAGGUUUUACGGUCAGCUUGGGACAUUGUCAGCAACCCUGAAAGGCGGAAGGAAUAUGAGAUGAAACGAAUGGCAGAGAAUGAGCUGAGUCGGUCAGUGAAUGAGUUUCUCUCCAAGCUACAAGAUGACCUUAAGGAAGCGAUGAAUACUAUGAUGUGCAGUCGAUGCCAAGGAAAGCAUAGGAGGUUUGAAAUGGAUCGGGAUGCUAAGAGUGCCAGAUACUGUGCUGAGUGCAAUCGGCUGCAUCCGGCUGAGGAAGGAGACUUUUGGGCAGAGUCAAGCAUGUUGGGUCUCAAGAUCACCUACUUUGCACUGAUGGAUGGAAAGGUGUAUGACAUCACAGAGUGGGCUGGAUGCCAGCGUGUGGGAAUCUCCCCAGAUACCCACAGAGUCCCCUAUCACAUCUCGUUUGGUUCUCGGAUUCCGGGCACCAGUGGGCGGCAGAGAGCCACUCCAGAUAGCCCUCCUGCUGACCUUCAGGAUUUCUUGAACAGGAUCUUUCAAGUACCUCCAGGCCAAAUGUCGAAUGGGAAUUUCUUUGCAGCUCCUCAGCCUGGCCCUGGGACCACUGCAGCCUCAAAACCCAACAGCACAGUACCCAAGGGGGAAGCCAAACCAAAACGGCGGAAGAAAGUGAGGAGGCCCUUCCAACGUUGAUCCCCACCCUGCCCUCCCCCCUUUUCCUCAAAUCAAUGUCAGGGAGUCAAAAGGGCUGUGUACAGCACAGGAUGGAGUUUGAUUGGUUUAUUUUUAAAUAUUUUAAAAAGGGAAAAUUUUAAGCUUAAAUUGUUCACUCAGUACUUGUAGAAAGACCCUGAAGCACUCUCCCUCUCUUCCCCUAGCAUCCAGGAACUGAAUCUUGUCUUCUGACAAUACCAAAGAAACAGGGGGUGGUUAGAGUGAAGAACCUAGGGUUUGGACUAGGGUUGGACAAUUAUUCCCUUUGAGAUGUGGGAACUGGUUCUUUCCCUGUGGUCCAUAUGCCUUUUUCUUGACAUCUGCUUUUAGAGCAGAUGAUACUCCCCCUCCUCCCUUCAAAACUAUGAGUUUAUCUUAUUUCUUGAUGCAUUCAGGAGGCAGCCUCCUUCUUUACCUUGAUGCGCUAGUUAAAAGCCCUAAUUUUAAAAAGUGCAGACUUCAGAGAGAGGAAACUGUUGUUUUUCCUCUUUCACCUUGUGGGUAAGUCAUCCACCUCCAGUCUUACUGCAAGGAUGGCCAAAAUUAAUUUUUAAAAAGCAGACUCAUGCCCUCUGCCCUUGGGUGAGGGGGAAUACAGAAGGGGCUCCCAGAUGCCCCCUUGUGAUCCAAGGGUUUGUAUUUUUUUAAGUUUGUUCAUUUUGUAUGUACAUAUCUAUUUAAAGCCAGGAGAGUAUCUUUCUAUAAAUAUGUAACUGGCAACCUGUA